Messenger RNA from Adelges cooleyi (spruce gall adelgid), 1842 nucleotides. Its product is annotated as trans-Golgi network integral membrane protein 2-like. Lineage: Eukaryota; Metazoa; Arthropoda; Insecta; Hemiptera; Adelgidae. The record is from RefSeq and is a predicted model, not a curated record. Bases 253 to 1428 code for a protein of 391 amino acids. The transcript has 6 exons.
UAAUAAUAUUAUAAAUUACAAUAUUUCAUUAUUAUACCUAUUAUUUUUCAACUUCAACUUAAUUACUACCUGAUUUAUUUUUGCUUUCAAGUACACAAUAUCAAUAGUAAUUGUUAUAAGAGAUUGCAAAUUAGGCAUUUAUGUUGAAAAAUACAAUUUACGCGUACGCAAAAGAAAUCCGACGUGAUCCAGCUCAAAGUUUUACCGUUAAUUACAAUAAUGUGAAAAUCUAUUGCUCUUUAAUUUAAUAUUAUGUUGUUUUUUAAAAUAAUUUUUUCCCUCACCGGUUUACUCGCCACUCUUUACCUUGGUCAUGGCCUGCCCAUUGACGAGGGUUCAGUUAGUAAACUGAUGACGAGUAGUCCGGUCGAUGACUUGGGACUCGUGAAAUAUUUCAAACAACUCGAUCUUUACGAUACUUGUGAUAUAAAAAUACUGGAUGUCAACAAAACCAAACAUUUUGAAAUAAACAAUCCGGAGCUAUGCAUGUGCACCAUCAUCUACAACAUGACAAAGGAACUGAGCAACAGCAACGUCAGCGUGUCCGACGUGGAACUGGCAAAAACUCAAACAGCGAACUUCGACGCGAUGGCGUUGUACGAUAUUUGGACAAAAGCAACUGUAUCGUCACCGUCGUUGACGUUAUUUAUGGAACCUUUGAAUAGUUUCAAAAGAUGGCACGCAAUUUGUUACAAUGUAGAAGACGAGAUAAAGCCGUUGUGCAAAAUGUUGAAUGUAGAAGUUUUGUCCAUGAAAAAUGUUUUACCCAAAUCGAAUCAACCGAUAAAACCACCAAAAGAUGAUAAACUGUUAGCAAAAGUAGAGGAGCCGAAAAAACCCGAUCUACCCCUUACCGUACCCAAAAUUCCCAACAAUGUUGUUGAAAAAUCUAAAGACACCCAGGACCUGACUUUAGUCCACGAGGAACAAGAAGAAGAGGCUAAUGCUGAAAAACUAGUGGAGAAAAAUCCGAACGAGGACCAAAUUCCCAAAAGUUCGGAUGAUAAAGAAGAUGAAAUGGAACAACCCCCAAUCACUGACGAGAAUAUACCCAUUGAAGAGGAGCCCGUUCAACCGAAAUCUCUGGAAGUAAAAAACACACAACCCUCUGCGGGUGACUACGACGACGAUAACAAUGCUGAAUAUUCAACUUACAAAGAAAACAAGUCAAAUCCACAGAACACGUUUCCGGCGUUUCCUAAGAAAAAGUUUAUGACCAACGAAUUCAGCGACUCGGAAGACACUCAUUUCCUAUUUUACUUUGUCGUCAUGACGGUGAUUUCAUUGGGUUUUUAUUUGGCCUUGUAUAACAAGAAAAAAAUAAUUGCACUCGUAAUUGAAGGUCGUCGCAGCAACAGUCACAGGAGACGUCCGAAUGUGGCCGGCUAUUCAAAAGUAGAGACUGAUGACGGAUCGACUGUAUUUUGAUUAUAUGUAUAUGUAUAAAAAUCUAAUUUAGUGAGUGCCAUUUGAAGAAUGAAAUUGAAGUUAGUGUUAGCUUAAUAUAUAUAUUUCUUGGCCUGCGCUCUCAUUAAUUAAUUAAAUACAAUGUAUUGUAAAAGUGAAUUGAAAAAAAAUAACUUAGUGAAAUUCUGUGAUGAAAAAUACUUAUAUGAAAGUUGUACGAUUAAGUUUUUUUUUAAUGUAUUAUCUGUUCUUUUUAUUAGAGUUUUUUUUUCUCUUACUUUUUGUUUUUGUUAAAAAAUUAGUAACGAGAAUAACAUAGGGACGUGUGCUUCUGAAAAAGUUAAGUUCAUAAUUUAAGGUUUUAUUGAAUUCAGGGUCUAGCAAACGGGAAUUCCGAAAGAAGUAAAGUGUAGGCGAUAUUUGACAAAAAAAAAA